Messenger RNA from Zea mays, 1176 nucleotides. RefSeq names its product proteasome subunit alpha type 1. The record is from RefSeq and is marked provisional. Gene Ontology annotation, biological process: ubiquitin-dependent protein catabolic process. Bases 164 to 988 code for a protein of 274 amino acids. The transcript is spliced from 2 exons. Gene Ontology annotation, cellular component: proteasome core complex; proteasome core complex, alpha-subunit complex. Lineage: Eukaryota; Viridiplantae; Streptophyta; Magnoliopsida; Poales; Poaceae.
AUUUUUCUUCCCCAUCUUGGAGAAGAAGAAGGCCCGACGCUCUCACCGCUGCCACCAAAAUCGCACGCGAGCCCCAAGAGAUCCCCAAACCCUACACCUGCCCGCCGGCGCACUCGGGGACCGUCGAAUCGAGCAGGUUGACGGAGGAGAGGGAGCCUCGAAGAUGUUCCGGAACCAGUACGACACCGACGUGACGACAUGGAGCCCCCAGGGGCGGCUGUUCCAGGUGGAGUACGCCAUGGAGGCCGUCAAGCAGGGCUCCGCCUGCGUCGGGCUCCGGUCGAGCACCCACGCCGUCCUAGCCGCCGUCAACAAGCCCGCCUCCGAGCUCUCCUCCUACCAGCGGAAGGUGUUCCGCGUCGCUGACCACGCCGGGGUCGCUCUCGCCGGCCUCACCGCCGACGGCCGCGUUCUCUCGCGUUUCCUCCGCAACGAGUGCAUCAACCACUCCUUCGUCUACGAGGCGCCGCUCCCCGUCUCCAGGCUCGCGCUCAAGCUCGCCGACAAGGCGCAGGUUUGCACACAGCGGUCAUGGAAGAGGCCCUAUGGUGUUGGCCUCCUAGUUGCUGGACUGGACGAGUCAGGGGCUCAUCUGUACUACAACUGCCCCAGCGGGAACUACUUUGAGUACCAGGCAUUCGCCAUCGGUUCUCGUUCCCAAGCCGCCAAGACUUUCUUGGAGCGCAGGUUCCAGGGCUACAAUGACUACACCCCGGAGCAGCUCAUCAAGGACGCCCUCUCCGCCAUAAAGGAGACGCUGCAGGGUGAGAAGCUGUCCAGCUCCAACUGCACGGUGGCCAUCGUAGGCAGGAAGGAGGACGGCACCAUCGAGCCGUUCGAGAUGAUUGGCGCCGCAAGGAUACAGGAACUUAUCGACUCCAUGGAGGUCGCCGAGGAGGCGCCCGCGGAGGAGGCCAGCUCCAUGCAGGAGGAGGAGAGGGGCCCAGAAGAUGCUGCUGCUGCUGCACCUGCACCCAUGGACAUCUAGAAGCCCCAUAUGAACCCACCAACCUCACGCUGCAUUCUGAGUUCCCAAAAGACUAGACUGCUUCUUUAGAAAAUUGUUGUGAGUUGUGACUCUUGUGUACUCUUUGCUUCCGAAGAACUUCUCUAUGGUCUCUCCGACGAACAGUUGCAGUUGCUUGGGUUUGGACCGACUAUUUAUCAUGUGAUUGC